CUUGAUCUCAUCUGUAUCCUUGGAUACAGGUUGUCUUUCUACUGAAUUUCAUGCUGAAUCACUUCGAAGUUCAAUCAAUCAGAUAUCAUCCCUCACUUUGUGUAAGCGCUGGAUUGUGGUAUAUUAAGCACGAAUGCGAUCGUUAUAUGUCCACCAAGUUUCCCCGCUCGCUCACUCCCAUCCUCUAAUAGUAUGACUGUAGUCUCGAAUGAUCCCAUUUGGUGGCCACUCAUCAAUGCGAGUAUUAUUUCCAGUUAUUUUAUAGUUGCUGCCUUUGUCGGGGUAAUGUACGAUUGGGCGCUUACGUUUGGACAAGAAGUUGAACUGAUCUGGAGACAACGCUGGUCCUUGAUGACCUUUCUCUAUCUCAGUGUGCGCUAUAUUGGAAUAGGAUAUGCUAUGAUGUACAUCCUAGACAAUGUUCCAACUAUUUCGAUGACAGAUGCAGUGAGCCUUAUCAUAAACGACGCAAUUGAUUGGACAGGUGACGUUGUAGAUGUAAUACUGGGCGUCAUCAUGAUCACACGGUUAAAUGCCAUGUAUCAGCGAUCCAGAAAGGUGCUGAUAUUUCUCGUUGUCAUCUUUCUGGCCAUCAGAAUCGCCAACGCAGUGAUCGUCAUAAUAAUGACGAUACAUACUUCAGGGGAGGAAUACAUUCUCUUCGGCACCUAUCAGUGCAUCAUUGACGAGACGGGAGAUUCCUUAAUUUUAAGUUCAACGACUUGGAUACUUGGCACAGUAUGGGAGGUCCUUGCACUGUGCCUCGCGGUCUGGAUUGCCAUAAAGCACUUCCGUGAACUACGACAACACUCAGCAGGUAGUAUUAUGGGGGACUGUUUCACAGUGUUGAUGCAAACUCACAUUAGCUACUUUGCAAGUUUUGUGGUUCUCUCUUGCUUCCGGAUCGGUUUCUUCUCUCCAACGCUCUCAGCGGACAUAUAUUCCAUGGACACUCAGAUUUAUUUUGGUCUUGGUCAGAUUUUUGCGAUCGUGCAGAUGUUUGUGCUGGGACCACGCCUGAUCCUCAGUGUUCGAGAAUAUAACGCUGAGCUCGUGGCCAACUCUGAUACAGCAACAGCUAUGACUUCAAUUGCUUUUCAGGAGAACGUCCAUGUGUCAACCAGCAGUAGUGUGUAGCGCAAGAGAUGCUCGAUAUGGUUGAUUUGCCACGAUAGGCGGGUAGUACUAUGCACGGAGCAGGAGAAUUUGUUUUUAUUUAUUCCAGGUUUUGUCGUGGUACAUAUUUAUGUCAGUUGCGAAAUACAUAUAGGUCAUAGAAGAGUCGAUCUCA
Molecule: messenger RNA, 1291 nt
Organism: Suillus subalutaceus
Lineage: Eukaryota; Fungi; Basidiomycota; Agaricomycetes; Boletales; Suillaceae
Exons: 14
Coding region: 193-1137 (314 amino acids)
Source: RefSeq, a predicted model, not a curated record